CCACAUAUCUUGUAUCCAGAUACGACUGACAGAUACUUUCCAAAGCGUAUAUAAGAGGGGCCACUGAAAGCUCUCAGCCCCUUUGAGUAACGGUUCGUGUGGAUCUAGUGGACUGCGUGGAGUUGAAUGAGAUUACGAAGCGACCUGCUUUUCAUCAUUUGUAGCAUUUUUUUUUCUUUUUAUAUUGAAAAUCAUAUUAAUUUGUAGUCUAUAUGUGUUUACCUUCCCUUUUGUCUCUGAGGGGAUAGCUUCGCCUUGCUAGUGGGAUUACACAUUCAACAGGAGAUAUGACACUCAGGAGAAUUCCUUUCUUGCUGUCCCUGCUGUCGCUAUGCACCACAGCACUACCUCAAGACGGCCAGGUGGAAGACGAGUCCAGUUUCGACCUGUUUGAGAUCAGCCAUAUCACCAGAAAGACGAUUGGCGCCAAGCUAUUCAAGGGUCAUGACUGGGAUUCUCCGGCAUACCGGUUUAUCCGUUUCGACCAUAUUCCACCAGUCAGUGCCCCAGUCCUUCAGCAGCUCCUAAAGCAGAUCCAGAACAAUGAGGGUUUUGUGUUUGUGGCCUCCAUACGCCAGGACCGUGGUUCCCGUGGCACCCUGAUGGGCCUGGAGGGUCCCGAUGGUCGCCGCCAGUUUGAGAUCAUGUCCAAUGGGCGUGCCAACACUCUGGACUUGGUCUACUGGAUGGAGGGCUCUCAGAAUGUGGUGUCAUUCGAGGAUGUGGAUCUAGCAGACUCACAGUGGAAGAACAUCACACUGCAUGUUCAUGGGGAGAAUGCAAACCUCUACGUGGGCUGCAGCCUCAUAGACAGCUUCAUCCUGGAUGAGCCUUUCUACGAGCACUUGCAGGGAGAGGGCAGCAAGAUGUAUGUGGCCAAGGGAUCUAUCAGGGAGAAUCACUUCAGGGGUUUGCUGCAGAAUGUUCGUUUAAUCUUUGACACAUCAGUGGAAGAUGUUCUGAGAAACAAGGGCUGUGAGGCUGCCAAACCUGAGGAAGUGAACGUCGUUAGUGAGAGUGCAGAGAUUGUGGAUGUCAGUCCAGCCAUAUCCACAAACUUCAUUGGUCAAAAGAUGGAGAAGGCAGUGUCGGACACAUGCGAGCGCUCGUGUGAGGAGCUCAGCUCCAUGUUCCAGGAGCUCAGGGGUCUCCGCAUUGUGGUGGGCAACCUCAUGGAUGGAUUGCAGAAAGUAACUGAGGAAAACCUAGUAAUGAAGGAAGCUCUGGGAAACAUGAAAAACAUCAAAGAUAAGCACAUGUGCUGGCAAGAUGGCCGUCUCUUUGAGGAUAAGGAGGACUGGGUGGUGGAUAGCUGCACCAAGUGUACCUGCCAGGAGUCAAAGAUUGUGUGUCAUCAGAUUACUUGUCCUCCUGUGGCCUGUGCCAGCCCGAUGUUCCUAGACGGAGAGUGCUGUCCUGUGUGCUUGCCUAAGGACAGUGAGGACGGUUGGUCACCUUGGUCUGAGUGGACGGAGUGCACAGUCACGUGUGGGACCGGCACUCAGCAAAGAGGAAGGUCAUGUGACGCCACCAGCAAUCCCUGCAGUGGCCCAUCUAUCCAGACCCGCAGGUGCAGUCUGGCCAAAUGUGACAGAAGAGUUCGUCAGGAUGGUGGCUGGAGUCUGUGGUCUCCUUGGUCCUCCUGUUCAGUGACAUGUGGAGAAGGACAGAUUACCAGAAUCCGCCACUGUAACUCCCCUGUGCCCCAGCUUGGAGGAAAAGACUGUGAAGGCAGUGGCAGAGAGACACAGCGCUGUGAAGCCAAGCCUUGCCCAAUUGAUGGAGCUUGGGGCCCAUGGUCUCCCUGGGCAAUAUGUUCUGCCACUUGUGGCGGGGGAGUGCGGGGUCGGACCAGAGUUUGUAACAGCCCUCAGCCUCAGUACGGUGGCAAAAGGUGCUCAGGAGAAGCCAAGGACACCGAGGCCUGCAACAAGCAGGACUGCCCCGUGGAUGGCUGUCUGUCCAAUCCCUGUUUUGGAGGGGUGGACUGCACCAGUGCACUGGACGGGUCAUGGGAAUGCGGUCCCUGCCCUGUUGGUUUCCGUGGCAAUGGAACGUUUUGUGAGGAUGUCAAUGAGUGUGACUUGGUGCCUGAUGUGUGCUUCAAAGUGGGCGGGCGCCACCGCUGCAUGAACACUGACCCUGGGUUCCAGUGCCUUCCCUGUCCUCCUCGCUACAAAGGCAACCAGCCUUUUGGCAUGGGAGUAGAAGCCGCUAAGAACAACAAACAGGUGUGUGAACCGGAAAACCCUUGCAAGGACAAAACCCAUAACUGCCACAGAUCUGCUGAGUGCAUCUACCUUGGCCACUUCGUUGACCCCAUGUAUAAAUGCGAGUGUAAGAUUGGCUAUGCUGGCGAUGGCUUCAUUUGUGGAGAAGACUCCGAUCUGGAUGGUUGGCCCAACCAGAACUUGGUGUAGAGCAAUGCCCACUACCACUGCAAGAAGGACAACUGCCCCAACCUACCUAACUCUGGUCAGGAGGAUUUUGAUAAGGAUGGUCAAGGAGACGCCUGUGACAAGGAUGAUGACAACGAUGGAAUCAUUGAUGAGAGAGACAACUGCCCACUGCUUUUUAACCCAAGGCAGUUUGAUUAUGAUAAAGAUGAUGUAGGUGAUCGCUGUGAUAAUUGCCCAUAUGAACACAAUCCAGCACAGAUUGAUACGGAUAACAAUGGGGAAGGAGAUGCCUGCUCUGUGGAUAUUGAUGGAGAUGGGGUCCUAAAUGAACUUGACAACUGUCCAUAUGUGUACAACAAUGACCAGAAGGACACUGAUAUGGAUGGCGUAGGAGACCAGUGUGAUAACUGCCCUCUGCUUCAUAAUCCUGAUCAGGCUGACACAGAUAAUGACCUGGUUGGAGAUCAGUGUGACAACAAUCAUGACAUUGAUGAGGAUGGCCAUCAGAACAACCUGGACAACUGCCCUUACAUUCCUAAUGCCAACCAGGCCGAUCACGACAAGGAUGGGAAAGGAGAUGCUUGUGACUCUGACGAUGAUAAUGAUGGAAUUCCUGAUGACAAAGACAACUGCAGGCUGGUGCCGAACAAAGACCAAGUAGACUCAGACGGCGACGGUCGAGGUGAUGCCUGCAUAGACGAUUUCGACAAUGAUAGCAUCCCAGACAUCUUGGAUGUGUGCCCAGAGAACAACGCCAUUAGUAUAACUGACUUCAGAAAAUUCCAGAUGGUGCAUUUGGAUCCCAAGGGUACCACACAAAUUGAUCCCAACUGGGUAGUCAGGCAUCAGGGCAAAGAGUUAGUUCAGACUGCUAACUCUGACCCUGGCAUUGCAGUAGGCUUUGACGAGUUCAACGCUGUGGACUUCAGUGGCACCUUCUAUGUAAAUACUGACCGAGAUGACGAUUACGCUGGUUUUGUGUUUGGCUACCAGUCAAGUGCGCGCUUUUAUGUGGUGAUGUGGAAGCAGAUCACUCAAACAUACUGGGAAGAAAAGCCUUCCAAGGCCUUUGGAAUCUCAGGGGUCUCUUUGAAAGUGGUCAACUCCACCACGGGCACUGGUGAGAACCUACGAAAUGCCCUGUGGCACACUGGAAACACUCCUGGUCAGGUUCACACUCUGUGGCAUGACCCUAAGAACAUUGGCUGGAAGGACUACACUGCAUACAGGUGGCAUCUUAUUCACAGACCAAAGACUGGGUUCAUAAGGGUGGUUGUGUACGAGGGAAAACAGAUCAUGGCAGACUCAGGGCCAGUCUAUGACCAGACAUACGCAGGUGGACGAUUAGGGUUGUUUGUCUUUUCACAGGAACUGGUGUUCUUCUCUGACCUUAAAUAUGAAUGUCGAGAUGGCCUGGAGUUUCCCACUAUGUUUAUGAGAUAACUGAACACGACCAGGCAUGGGGCAUGUAAGGGACUGUCACACAAAGAAACACACAACUAGACGGACCACCAUGUUUCUGUUAUAUGCAUGGAAGUGAUGGAAAAAAGCAGGUUAUGACCUACAGUGAAGCAAAAAUGAACUUAACUGGUUUGUUUCUACAACCACUUUAUUCAUUCUUUAAAAAAGUAAAAGCAGUUUGAAAAGGAAUAUUCAGUAGAUUCUCCUUUUAAGGAGGAAAGUUAUGGAGCAGGAGACAGAGUGCUCUAUUUCCUUUGUUCAUUUUUACAUGUGACCCAAAGAAUUCAUUUACAUUACAUUUACUGAACUAUUCAUCACCAAACUGUUUCACUUGCACAAUGCUUUUUAGUUUAUUUUUGUUGUUUUCUGUUUCAUUGUUAGGCUUUUUUGUGAUCAGUUGGACUUUUUUAUUCAUUUAUUUCUUUACUUUUUACAGCACCCAUAUUCUGACAAGGGGCUAUUUUUAUCAAAACAUUUUGGAAUUAAGAUGUUUAUAUUAAGACUGUAUUAUAAUUUCUUUUGUAAAUUAUUUAUGUGACUCUUACAAUACAGUUGGUUUACAUCUAGAUUUUUGCUUGCAGUAGAUUGAGAUUGUAAAUAAUUAUUUAUUUGUUUUCACUGACAAAAAUUGACUUUUGAAAAAUAUGAAUGCUUAAAUAGCAAUUGUUUUUUUUCUGACAUUCUUCAAACAGUUUGACAUGUAGACACUAUUAUUCAAUACUUGAUCACUAUGUUCUCUGAAAUGUGACUUAAAAUAUGAGCAUUGAGUUUCUAAGUGCCUUAAUAUUACAGAACAGCCCAUCCAUUGGUCUGGAACUUUCCUGGCAUUUACUGCCCCAGCAGAGUAAAAAAAAGCAGCAGAAUGUCAUUAUUUAGUUUGCAUUUAUUAAUAAUAAUUUUUUACAGUUCUCAAUUUUGAAAUUCUAAAUCCGGGUUUAUCGUGUUUGUUUUUUAAAUCAGUGAGCCAGGUAGCAAUGUCCCUGGUUUAUUUCUGAUCUAAGUAGUAUAUUACAAACUGUAUAUUGGCUUUGGUUUCCAACAUGCUUGUUUAUUAAUAUCAAAAUCUUGUUAAGUCUUGUGAAAGUUUGUAUUUUUAAAUGGUUCACUAUAUCCAUUCUUUUAUUCGAUAAAUAAAGAUUUAUAUAUAAUUUUA
Molecule: messenger RNA, 5013 nt
Organism: Pygocentrus nattereri (red-bellied piranha)
Lineage: Eukaryota; Metazoa; Chordata; Actinopteri; Characiformes; Serrasalmidae
Gene: thbs2a
Product: thrombospondin 2a
Biological process (GO): negative regulation of angiogenesis; cell adhesion
Cellular component (GO): extracellular region
Molecular function (GO): protein binding; calcium ion binding
Source: RefSeq, a predicted model, not a curated record